This is a messenger RNA of Thamnophis elegans (Western terrestrial garter snake), 5857 nucleotides long. It is a transcript of the gene PPP1R3B, whose product is annotated as protein phosphatase 1 regulatory subunit 3B. The record is from RefSeq and is a predicted model, not a curated record. Gene Ontology annotation, cellular component: protein phosphatase type 1 complex. NCBI's taxonomy places the organism in Eukaryota, Metazoa, Chordata, Lepidosauria, Squamata, Natricidae. Gene Ontology annotation, molecular function: protein phosphatase 1 binding; glycogen binding. Gene Ontology annotation, biological process: regulation of glycogen biosynthetic process. The coding region runs from base 443 to 1339 and encodes 298 amino acids. The transcript has 3 exons.
CCUGCUGCUCUUCCACGGGAAAGCUCCGCCGCCAUUGGUUGGGAAGGAACAUUCGAAGCGCCCCCAUUGGCUGGCACGCAGCUCACACCCCUGCAGGAGCGUCCUUGGAGGAAACUGGUCUACUUCACAAGUUCUGUAAUGAGAUCGGAGCUGCGAGGGGAGCAGGAUAACCCAGGAGGAAUUGGUUUGCUAGGACUGAACGGAUCAUCUUUGGCAAUUGCAGUAACCGCUCGCUCUGCGUAUAACUCCCAGUUAGAAGGCACUAAACGCUGCUCUGUCGGGGGGAGGGAAAGAAACAAUCGGAGGCCUUGAAGUGUUCUUUAAGCAUCCUGAAAUUUCCAGGGAAUGAAUUUGUAAUGCCUGCAGGAUGUGAAAUUCUGGUAUACCUCUGUCCUCUGCCCCACAGUUUGAAGCAGCAAUCCAGUUCAUCUCCUUUGCCCCUAUGAGAAUCCUGGACUCUUUUCCUCAAAAGCCCAGAAUGGCAGUGGAUGUAGCCAUGCAAUUCUACCUGCGGGCGCCCUCUUUGCGGAAAGAGAGUUUUGCCUACAAAAUAGCCCCAAAGAUCAAGACGCCUUUGCGACCCUGCAUCCAUGUGAACAGCAGCCCUGUGCUGAAAGAGCUGGGGUCAGAGGUCCAAGCUCUGCGGAGGAACCGGGUGAAAAAAAGGGUUUCUUUUGCAGACAGCCGUGGCUUGGCUCUGACAGUGGUGAAAGUGUUCUCAGAAUUUGAUGACCGCUUGGAUAUUCCCUUGAACAUCACAGAACUAAUAGACAACAUUGUGGGCCUGACCACGGUGGAUCACGAUGACUUUGUCUUGGAUUUCAUACAGCCUUCUGCAGAUUACUUGGACUUCCGGAAUCGCCUCCAGGCAGACUGUGUUUGCCUUGAGAACUGCAUGUUGAAAGAUAAAGCUAUUGUGGGUACGGUGAAAGUCAGGAAUCUGGCAUUUGAGAAGGCCGUCAAGAUUCGGAUGACCUUUGAUACUUGGAAAACCUUCAUGGAUCACUCAUGCCAAUAUGUGAAGGACACCUAUGCCAGCUCCGAUAAGGAUACAUUCUCCUUUGAUGUUAGCUUGCCAGAACGGGUUCAAGCCCAUGAAAGAAUUGAGUUUGCAGUGUGUUAUGAAUGUGAUGGCAAAAUCUACUGGGAUAGCAACAAGGGGUUCAAUUACAGGAUCAUACGCUCUGAACUCAAAUCAGCUCGAGAAAUUUCUCAGCCUUGUAGUGAGACAGAUUUUGGAAUUGCCUUUGAUCAGUUUGGAAGCCCCCGGUGUUCUUAUGGUUUAUUUCCUGAAUGGCCUAGCUAUUCCGGAUAUGAAAAACGUGGCCCUUAUUACUAAAUCAGAGCCUCGGGAUUAUAUUUACUGCACAAGAAUGAAGAGACAGAGAUAGAAAGCCCUCUUGUGGAGGUGGCUGCAGAGUACGCAAAAGAACUGAAGUUUGUAGUUACAGAAUGGAAACAAAGAGAAAUGUUAAAACUCCUGGCUGCAAAGGUUUUUAGGGCAGAUGCUCUCUUCAUGUUCCUUUGAAUAUAAAGAAAAGGAGAUGGUCUCCUGUGACAUGGCUGCCACAGAUCAAAUUCAGCACUUGGUGCUGUCGUUUGGGCCAUUUGGUUUCUGUGCAUCCUUUGAGAUACAUGACAGUAUUGUGAGCUGUGCAAGAACAGAUUCCCCCCCCUUUUUUUUUCCCUUCUGUAUUCUGGAAUCAAACUUGAUAUGCACCUUUCUGAUAAAACCAACUCUCUGAGAAGAAAUGCAGGGAUGAGCUAAGCAGUCUUCCUCCUGCCUUAAUCAGAUUGUACAAUCUGUGAGAGGCUAAGAGUCGCAAAUGGAAAAGACUAUAAUUUUAGCUCAGAAGAUCCUUUGCUUCCUUCCAUUUUAGGAAUUGCCUUGUUUAUGGGAAGAUUCCAAAAUGCUUACUCACCAUUCUGCCUGUAUCUCUCUUCCUAAACACAUAUGUACAUUUCUUUCAGUGGCUGAGCCAGACUAGCCCUAUGUAGCCUAGUCACAUAAUCCACCCUUAACCAACCUGGUGCCCUCAGGAUGUGCUAGACUUUAGUUCCUAUGAUCUCCAGGCUGGACAGUCAGUGGCCUGGAGAAGGCUGAUGUAGCAUUUUGGCUUCCACAAUAACUAAUAAUUUUAUUUAGGUGAUUUUAUUUAUCUCCCUCCUUUAUUAAGUGGUGGUGGACUGUUAAGAAUAAAAUUGUUUUUAAGUCUUAACUCCUCAUGACACCAUCUUAUGUACAUUUAAUUUUGUUGGGGCCUGCUGGGCUUAAGUCAUCUGGGUGAAGAACAUUUUAAAAUUUCAUUUUGUUUCAUGAAUUUUAUAAAAUAUCUAUAAAUUGAAUGUUACUGACAUAAAUAAGAUAUCAUGUCAAAUAAUGGAUACCCACUAAGUCGAGUUUUCUGUUGCGCUCCUCAACACUUAUGCUCAGUAAAAGAAGCAUUUUAACUCAGUGGUAGGACAGACAUUUUGAUGCUUGAUCUCUCUAGAGCUUAAUAAAUCAAUUGUUUAAUACAGCAUAGAGUAGGCUACAGUCUAUUAAAAAGCAUAGAAAACACACCAAAGUCUAAAAAAAAAAUUAUUAGACAAAGCUGAAAGACAGAAAACAGGAAGUAUAUGCAUAAAAACCAAAAGCCUAAAGGGAAACUGGAAGAAGGUGUGGGAGCAUUAGAUAAAUGCAGGGGAACUUAGAGAUUAGUCUAUAGCAGACUAAAUCUAUCACAGUACAGAGGACUAUAGAAUGAUGAAGUAGAUGCUCAUUGAAGCUGCUUUAUGCCAGAGCUCAUCGUCUGGUGGAUUUUAAGCACUGCUAUGCAGAACCUGGCAACGAAUGUUUUAACAGAGUUAAUAUCUGAAAGAAGUAGAAAGAUGUAGAAUUGUCCUGUACACUCUGGGUAUUUGUAAAAUGAUGGCAAGUGAGCGUAGUAGGAAUGUCUCUGUAGUACAGACACUGGAGGAGUACGUGCUCUGUUGUUUCUGUGUGUCUGGAGUCAUAGGGGCAUGGUCUCUCUUAGUAGGGGAUCUUCCAGUGUUGGCCUUCAAUGGCAGCUGAAGUGAGGGCAGAAAUUGUGCCAGAGUGAAUUAAACAGCUGUUCAAGAACCCAGGAGCUUUAUUAUAGAAAAGCUAAAAUCUAGUAUGAAUGAAUUCUAGUGAUUACUGUGUAUCAAACAUGACUCCUCUUUAUAAUGAAAUCAGUGUUCAAAUUCUUGUCAAUUUCUCCUAACCAAUCUAUGCAAUGGGCUAGAUUGCCCACCCUUUUGACAGAUAUCCUGGUCUUUUCUUUGUUAAUGGGCAUAUGUAGUAUGAAAUGAAAUAUCAAUUUCCUAUGUUCUUGAACUCUGGUAAAGUUGAGAGGGAAAGAUGGUUAACCAAAAAUAGUAAAUCAUUCCCUGCAUGCAGAGGAAAACAAUACAAAAAUAUUGCUUCAUCUUCAUCAAUUUAUCACUAUUUCUUUUCUGAAAUAUUUUCUCCUAUUGGCAGAAACGGGGGGAUACCCAUAUGUUAUCAUUUACUGGGGCCAAUCUUCUCUGGUUCUUGUUUAACACUAAAUAAAGUCAUUUAGAUUUUUUAACUUGGAUUAUAAAUCCAACUCACUAGAAAGUUAACCCUUUUCAGGGCUUGUUUGUGAUAUCUAUAACAAAAUGGUGAAAUUACUUGAAAGCUCAAAGAUAUAUGUACUAGAGUUUCCUAACUCAACCUUAAAGCAAAUCAGCUGUUAUGGUGAUUGAAUAAGGAGCCCCAUAAAUGGUUUUGCUGAAUGUGAACUAGAACUGAGGAUUUUAGAUUUAGUAUCUAAAUAUUCAGAUGACGUUCUUAUGUUCCCUGUUCUAUCUGGAAAAAAAAUCUUCAUUUGGAAAGGAGUUCAUGCAAUUUUGGAAAAGCAGCAGUAACCAAGCUUGAUUACUUAGCAUGAUGCAAGAGCCUUGCCCUGGAAUGUUAGCUUGUGGUUAGAAAUUGGGAAAGUCUGUCAACAUGCCAUAGCUUGUUUCUUAAGAAAUAUGAAUACCCAACAUUUCCUUAACUCUCUAUGAUGAGUACUGUCAUUUCAUUUGCAUGCCUUCAACUUGAAUUAAGACUUGGCACUGGACUUGUUAGAAACUGUGUAUUAGAAACCUCAGCACAAAUAUCCAAUUGGUCUUAGUUAUUGCUGCUUUAAUUUUUUUUUUAAAAAAACCUGCAGACAGUGUGAUCAGCAGUUGCAAACUUGUUAUGAUAAAGCUGAACUUGAUUUCUCGUACGUGCCGUGGGUCUCUUUUUCACACUGCCAUUUGAAAAGUGAGAAAGGCUUCUUUCGCAACGGGGUUUAUUCUGAGGAAAAGGAUUUUGGGGCUGAGCCAUUCUGAUGUGAUGACUAAUACUUUCUGUGAAGGGAAACUGAAUCCUUCGGUUGGUUAUAUGGCAGAAAAAAAUCAUCUAUUUUUUACUUCCCCAAGAAACAAGCAUGGACAUCUUAACUGCUGCUUUAACUUAAAUAGCAAGAUAUUCAAAAUCAUUUGGAAGUGAAGCCACUGAACACAGCAGUACAUAUAAUCAAAAGAAAUAUGUAUCAUAACCUUUCUCUUCUUGAAGGCCUCCAGAUGCUGCAGGAGAUGAUGGGAUGAUUGUCUGCAGGGUCUGGGAGGGCUUGAGAAGCAGGAGAAAGCUAAUGUGUAAAUUUGUAGUUAGAAAGUAGACAAUUAGUUUAAAUUACAAGUUUGGGAUUGCAAGUGGGAAGGUUACUAUAGACUACAAGAAAUGUUUUAAUCCUUGUGUGUAUUCAAGAAAUAAUCCCCCAAAGUCAUGUGCAAAAUCCAUUCCUUCAUGCAACUCCUCAAUAAAAUUGCAAAUUGGCUGUUCACAAUUGCCUUUCAUGUUGACUUAACAUGCCAGUAGAAAAAACAAUUUGGGGAAACUUAAUGCAUUGUCCUUAAUCUUCUGAUAAGGACUAUAUGUCACCCUAUUUAGAGAAGGUUUCUUCCUGUAGCCUUGAAACAUGCCACAUCUUUAUAAAUCUAGAUCCUACUCAGAUGGUCCAUCCUUCUGUAUUAAUCCUUCAUAUUUCCACUGUGUCUAGGGAUUUGAUAUAGGACUGAAACUUCUCAAAUAACAAUAUUGAACUGGAGAAUUCUGGACAAAUCAAACAUACACCAGUUGAAUUGUUUCCAUCCAAUUGUUUCCAUCUGGAUUCUAUAUAUCCCAUAACUCAAGGUUCCAAAGGCCUUAUGCUAAGCUGCAAUGGCUUCCUCUGAUGGUAUGUAAAACUAUCCUAAAGGUUUCCAAGAAAGUAGAUCAAAGUAUCAAACAUCAUGCCAAAGGGGCAAGGACACAAUUUGCUGAACUCAGAGAUGCAAAACCUGAGUUUCUUGGUCUGAAUGUUCCUCUGAUUGAAUUUUAAAAACAUGAGUAAUUUUAACUAUAACUAGUGCACCACUGCACAAAGUCAUAGAAGCUUGCUUGGUUUGGCUUUGUUUUGUGGAUGGCCAUUGGGUUUGUAAACCAAGGCUUAUUGAGUCACAUGUAAAUCCAAAUAAUUUGCUUCUUUAGCAGAUCUAGUUUAUUUUUGAUGUGACUAGAGAGAAAGAAAAAAAUACUUGACAGUGUGAAAUGCAUACCCAAGAUGGCUAUAAAAAUGCACUUUUAUUUCAGUCUUCUUUCCAAAUUUCAAAGCCAACUUCUUGGACUUUUGGGUUUUUCUUGCCUGUAUGAAUGUAAUGAGAAAUAGUCCAUUUUUUGCUUCAAGAUGCCCUGCCUGUUGUUAAAUAUAUUUUUUACACAACUGAAAAAUGCACUUUACAAUCACAAUGGAUUUAUUUUGUGUAGUGUUUUUUGAAAUGUUUUUAUCUGAGAGCAAAUAAUAAACUGUUACAAAUAAAA